This is a messenger RNA of Osmerus eperlanus (European smelt), 1614 nucleotides long. RefSeq names its product golgin subfamily A member 6-like protein 22. The annotation marks the transcript as partial. Lineage: Eukaryota; Metazoa; Chordata; Actinopteri; Osmeriformes; Osmeridae. The record is from RefSeq and is a predicted model, not a curated record. The transcript has a single exon.
UGUCCCCUGCCCAGAAAAGGCCUGCAAAGAGGGCCGGAGGGAGGCAGAGAGACAAGGGGCAUCCAGGAGACAGGCAGAGAGACCAGGGAUGACCAGGAAACUAGUCAGGUGCCAACACAGGAGGAGAGAUGGCAGAGACAUAAGAGACCGGAGGAGUGUCAGGAGAGACAGGAAGAGACACAGAAGGAGAGACAGGAGAACAGACAGGAGGAGAAGCAGAAGGAUAUACAAGAGGAGAAGGGGGAAGUGAGACAGAUAAGACUGGAGGAGAGAAAGGAGGAGAGGUGCGAGGAGAAGCAGAAGGAGAGACAGGAUGAGAAGCAUGAGGAGAAGCAUGAGGAGAGGCAUGAGGAGAGGCAUGAGGAGAGGCAGGAUGAUAGAAAGGAGGAGAAAGAGAUAAAACAGGAAGAAAUACAGGAGGAGAGACAGGAGGAGAUACAGGAGGAGAGGCAGGAAGAGAGGCAAGAGGAGGGACAGGAGGAUAAUGUGGAGCAAAGACAGAUAGGACUGGAGGAGAAGCAGAAGGAAAGGCAGAAGGGGAUACAGAAAGAGAGGCAGGAGGAGAGGCAUGAGGAGAGGCAGGAGGAGAAAGAGAUAAAACAGGAAGAAACACUAGAGGAGAGACAAGUGGAGAGACAAGAGGAAAGACAGGAGGAGGGACAUGAGGAGGGACAGGAGGCGAGGCAGAAGGAGAGACAAGAGGAGAGACAGAAGGAGAAACAGGAAAGACAGGAGGAGAGGCAGGAGAAGGGACAGGAGGCAAGGCAGGAGGAGGGACAGGAGGCGAGGCAGGAGGAGAGACAGGAGAAGAGUCUGGAGGGGGUGCAGGAGGAGAUACAGGAGGCAAGGCAGGAGGAUAAUGUGGAGCAGAGACAGAUAGGACCGGAGAAGAGUCAGGAGGAAAGACAGGAGAAUAAGGAAGAGGAGAUAGAGAUAAGGCAGGAUGCGAGGCAAGAGGAGAAACAGGAAAUACAGGAGGAGAGGCAGGAGGAGGUACAGGAGGAGAGGCAGGAGGGAAAACAGGAGGAGAAGGAAAAGGAGAUAGAGAUAAGACAGGAGGCAAGGCAGGAGGAGAAACAUGAAAGACAGGAGGAGAGACAGCAGGAGGAGGAGGAGGAGAGACACGAGGAGACACAGGGAGAGAGACAGGCAGAUAGAGAGACGAUUUUUCAAGGGUUGAAGCGGGAAAGGGGGGAGGAGAAGGGAAGGGAGGGGGCAAAUGAAGGGCCAGAGGAGGGGGCAAAGGAAGGGCCAGGGGAGGGGGCAAAGGAAAGGGAAGGGGAGGGGGAGGGCCUGCAGCUCCAGACUGGCUUGUCACUCAGAUCCAGGAAUAGAAAAGCUCUUGCAAGCUGCAGCUCCACACUCUCAGUCGUCCGACAGCCACAGUCAGGAAUCUUACCCUUGCUAACGCAGACGCCGCCGCGCACAACACCGCCCUGCUAUUCACAGGGUUCCCUCGCAACUGGACAGCAACAUCAGACAUACCGGCAGCACCAGGAACACCGGCAGCAUCGGACACACAGCCCUAGCCCUCCCGCUUCCAUCACCCACAUACCGGACUACCGGACGACUUUUUACCCACCCAGACCCAAACCCGGACACAGACCGGAGUAG